AUGCUCUACAAUGCUCUAAUUCGCACGCACCAUAUCACUUCUCGCAAAAAGGUGGCUGCCUUGAAGCGCGCGGCCGACUUACACCAAUGUUAUGUGCUCCUCCGCUCCGGUGGCUGCCCAGGCAUCAUGUACGUCGAGGGCCGGGACCAGGCUCAAGUCGAGUCAUGGGUCGGGGAAGUUCGCAAGCUGCGCUAUAAGGAUUUCCAGUUGGUGAAUAGACCAGGUCCUCUGGCGCAUGAGGCAACAGAUCAGCCCGCGGAAGAUGACGACGCAGGAUUGUCAGAGGUUGAGAGUGUAAAAGAGUUUGGGAAUUGCAUGGAGAAGAAAGGCGUAUGGAUGUGGUGGAGGAAGGGCAUGGGGUAUGCCUAA
Messenger RNA from Penicillium maclennaniae, 369 nucleotides. RefSeq lists its product as uncharacterized. The transcript has a single exon. NCBI's taxonomy places the organism in Eukaryota, Fungi, Ascomycota, Eurotiomycetes, Eurotiales, Aspergillaceae. The coding region runs from base 1 to 369 and encodes 122 amino acids. The record is from RefSeq and is a predicted model, not a curated record.